Diaporthe amygdali is the source of this 1275-nucleotide messenger RNA. Its product is annotated as serine threonine-protein phosphatase pp2a catalytic subunit. Bases 1 to 1275 code for a protein of 424 amino acids. The transcript is spliced from 4 exons. The record is from RefSeq and is a predicted model, not a curated record. Gene Ontology annotation, biological process: double-strand break repair via homologous recombination; peptidyl-serine dephosphorylation. Gene Ontology annotation, cellular component: cytoplasm; nucleus. Gene Ontology annotation, molecular function: protein serine/threonine phosphatase activity. NCBI's taxonomy places the organism in Eukaryota, Fungi, Ascomycota, Sordariomycetes, Diaporthales, Diaporthaceae.
AUGAGUGACCUGGACAAAGCUAUCGCACAACUUCGAGCAUGUCGACCCAUACCAGAAGCCCAAGUUCGCGAGAUAUGUCACAAGGCACGCGAGCUGUUGAUUGAAGAGGGCAAUGUCGUCACAGUCUGCGCACCGGUCACAAUAUGUGGCGAUAUACACGGCCAGUUCCACGAUCUAAUGGAACUCUUUCGAGUCGGUGGCGACGUGCCGGACACCAACUACCUUUUUAUGGGCGAUUUUGUCGACCGCGGCUUCUACUCCCUCGAAUCCUUCCUUCUCCUCCUCUGCCUCAAGGUCCGUUACCCCGAUCGCAUGACUCUCAUCAGGGGCAACCACGAGUCCCGACAGAUCACCACAGUCUAUGGAUUCUACGAUGAAUGCUUGCGCAAAUACGGCAGCGCCAACGUAUGGAGAUAUUGCUGCGACGUUUUCGAUUACCUGGCCCUGGGCGCCAUCGUUCUUGGUGCCUCGAAUACCCUAUACCCCGCCAGCGAGAGCCCUUCGGCACAGGAGUACUUGGAGCAAAACACCGAGAUUGAGGUCUGCAACGCAGACCGAGACGUCAUCAGCAGGUUCCCACGUCGGAACAUAGAGGGCGAGGAGCAGAACAAAAGUCCCAACGGCGCACCAGCAGGCACUGGAGACAAGACAGGCCCUCCAGGGUCCGGCGCAUCGGGCUCGAGCGGUGGGUCGAUCGGCAACCCGGCCGGCGCAGUGUUGUGUGUUCACGGGGGCCUCAGUCCGUUGAUAGAUACUGUGGACAAGAUCCGCUUGCUCGAUCGGAAACAGGAGGUCCCCCACGAAGGCGCCAUGUGCGAUCUGCUGUGGUCCGACCCGGACGACAUCGACGGCUGGGGCCUGUCGCCGCGUGGCGCAGGGUUCCUGUUCGGCGCGGAUAUUGUCAGGCAGUUCAACCACAAGAACAACCUGUCGCUGAUCGCGCGUGCGCAUCAAUUGGUCAUGGAAGGGUUCAAGGAGAUGUUCGACACUAGCAUUGUGACGGUCUGGUCAGCCCCCAACUACUGCUACCGCUGCGGCAACGUCGCGGCGCUGCUGGAGCUCUCAGAGGACGAGUCCGGGCUCGGCAUAUUCUCACGGAGCAACGGCGAGGUGAACAGGAGCGACGGCGGGGCGGCGGGCAGGGCGCCGUUGAUGGAGGGUGAGAUAGCACCGCCGAGCGUCGGGCCGGCGAGGCGGUACAGAGUGUUUCAAGCAGCACCGCAGGAUUCAAGAGGCAUGCCGGCCAAAAAACCGGUGGCUGAUUACUUCUUGUAG